AUGCGUGCCGUUCACAUCUCCUCCAUUGCGGUCCUGGCUAUCGGUUCCGCUUCUGCUCUGCCAAGUUCGACGACUGAUUUCGGCCUGAGAGCAAAUACUUGCUCCGUUACAGGCUACACCGAGACGGAGAACGAUGUUGAGGGUCACGGAAAGCAGAGCUUUGGCAGUACCACUGGCUUUGAGUUCUCUAGUGGGAAAAGCUGCGCAUACGGAGGCAGAGUAUGCAACCCAAUAUUGCUGGGUGGCCUCACGUUGCCCAAAGAACAGAGUGGCUUUGCCGACGACGUUCAGUGGAAAACGAAAUCAGUGACGCUGGGCGACUGUACUUGUAUUUACAAGGGAAAUACAAUUGAAGGCAAAUCCCAUGGAGAAGUCGAGACACUUGUCAUUACCAACAAAGGCACAACCCAAUGUACCUGCGAGUUUGAAUGUUAA
Messenger RNA from Neoarthrinium moseri, 435 nucleotides. RefSeq lists its product as uncharacterized. The transcript has a single exon. The coding region runs from base 1 to 435 and encodes 144 amino acids. The record is from RefSeq and is a predicted model, not a curated record. Lineage: Eukaryota; Fungi; Ascomycota; Sordariomycetes; Amphisphaeriales; Apiosporaceae.